Tribolium madens (black flour beetle) is the source of this 2472-nucleotide messenger RNA. RefSeq names its product ras-like GTP-binding protein YPT1 (gene RabX6). Gene Ontology annotation, molecular function: GTPase activity; GTP binding. The record is from RefSeq and is a predicted model, not a curated record. The transcript is spliced from 3 exons. Gene Ontology annotation, biological process: regulation of endocytosis. The coding region runs from base 1624 to 2247 and encodes 207 amino acids. Lineage: Eukaryota; Metazoa; Arthropoda; Insecta; Coleoptera; Tenebrionidae. Gene Ontology annotation, cellular component: endosome.
UGAGGUUAUGACAAAAAUUUUAUAACCUUAAAAUUAAAAUAUUUUGUACUUUUUCUUGUAGUAAUUUUAGAAAUACUUCAUUUUGAUGUAAUAAUAGAAAGGGGUUGAUAAAAUCCAUCAUCGCCGACUGUACUCAUCAAGGAUAAAUGGAUGGAAUCUAAAGCGCACUCCCCAAAAUAAAACUCCUUGUAUUUUUCUAUUAUUGUCGACGCGUCAAAAUUUUGUUUUUUCACCCAUCUUCUUUUCUUUGGGGUUCCGCUUUCUUUCCGAUAUUUCGUGUUAAUUAGGGUCAUGUGUAAUUUGACAUUGUCUUGAUAUGUCCUUACAAGGCCUUUAAAAAACAUUGCAAAACGAUUUAGGAGUAUUUUUUAUAAUAGGUUAUUACCUCUCUCGUAAAAAUGAUCAGACAAGUCAUUGACGAGUUUUUGUAAAUUGAAUUCUUCAUUUUCUCCGACAAUGGUUGCGUUUGCAUAAAGAACGUCCACUUUUUUCAAAUUAGUGGUCAUGCAAUCAAUUCCGGAUAUUUUAAUUGUGAUGGGACCUGUUUUUUUAAUAAGAGGACUAAAAAAUUAACGAUUAAAUACCAAAGCAAUGACAGCGCGUCCAUUACGUACUCAAAUAUCAUAGUUUUAUAAUCUUGUAACGCUUUAAUCGCUUCUAAUUUUUCGUGAUCGUCCAAUAAAGUGAACACUACCACAGUUAAAUGCAAUUUCAGAGGACUUAUAAAUAUUGAUUCAUGCAUUCCUUCUAUUUUAUCGCCAUUUAAAAUAUUGUCCUGUAAAUAAUCUCUAAUUAUUGAUUUGAUAAGAGAUACGAAAUUACUUUAAAUUUGUUAAAAUUCGCGAUAAUUUCAUCGCUUUGUGUCCGUAUUGAAACAAACUGGAGGGCUUUAAGGUGGUCUCUGAUUUCGCCGAGAAUUGAAUGGAUUUCAUCCCUUGCAUCAGUUAUAGUUUCCUCACUUUCGCCCGUAAUUAUUAAAUUGCCACUAGUAGGAAUCGUAAUGUUAGUUUUUGUGGUGUUUUCGAGAAUUUUCAAGUCCCAAUGUGGGAAUUUCUUGAGUUGCGCGUAAUACACUCUAAAAAAAAUUACAGCAAUGCAAUAAAGACAUAAGAGAGGCAUUACGGUGGAAGGACAAAACUAGUAAACAAUUUCCCUUCAUCGUUUUUAUUAAUUACGUAUUUCGUAUUGUGCACUGUUUGUGUGUCUAAAAAAUCAAAAUAAACAAAGUGACAUAACCCCACUUUCUCAACUGACCUACAAAUUUCUUAGCCUUUUUGUUAAAUGUUCGCAAUUCGAAGCAUGUUCCAUCAAUCCAGAAUUUUUUCGGCUUGCACGUACCCAAGACACGUUUCAUUUUUGCGAUUUGUGGAAAAUUUUCCCGAUUCCGAUUUGGGCAAUUGACAUAAUCCCAUUAUCUCGAAUAAGGUUAUGUCAGAUAAAAAGAAUAAUUGCGCAAUUGUGUUUUUCCGUUUAAUUUACCUCAAAUCGUGCCGUUGUUCAUACUUGUUCAGCGACAAAACGUUUUAAUUUCCUGUAAUCGAUGAUUUGAAUCGGUGAGGUGUUGAAGCAAAUCCGAUUCGCUCGAAUGACAUUUGCUCACUUUGGGGCCUGGUGUUUUCAAUAAUGGCAACAAUCAAAAUACCGGAGCAAAAAGUAAUUCUUUGUGGCGAAUAUGGUGUUGGCAAAAGCUCGAUUUUUCGUAGAUUUACUAAUAAUACUUUCGUGACAGCGACGGAUAGGAAGUCUACUUUAGGGCUCGAUCAUUACUCGAAAACGUACCGCGUUUGCGAUAGGGAUUUGAAGUUGCAAUUGUGGGACACUGGAGGGAUGGAAAGGGUGGCGUCAAUAACGUCGAGUUAUUACAAGUUUGCAGAGGCGGCCGUUUUGGUUUUUGCCCUUGACAAUCCUGCUUCGUUUCAUGUCUUAUCCCAACACCUUCUUGAUAUUGUUACUUACGCCGAGAAUGCCAAGAUUUUUUUAUGUGGAAAUAAAGAGGAUUUGUUGAGUAAUGUUCCUCAAAUAACUGAUUCCGAAAUUGAGGCGUUUUGCGAACAAUGUCACAAUUUGAUAACUGGAACGUACAAAACAUCGUGUAAGACGGGAGAAGGGAUUGAAGAAAUGUUUACUGAUAUUGCAUAUCAACUGGUACAGUCAAAUAGGUCCAGACUUGAAUUGCAAUCAAUGGAACAGCAUGGGUUUAAAAUCACACCCACAGAAGAAGUUCCUGAAGAUUCGUGUUUGUGUUAAAUCAUUUUAAAUGAAGAAAGUCCUCUUAACUGUGAUUAUAUUUUACAAAAAAAUCUCAUAGAUUAGUUGACUCCUUUAAUGUAUUUUGCACCAGGAGUUGUUUUCCAGCUUGUUUGCACUUUGCUUGUUAUAUUUUGUAGUGCCAAAGAAAAGUCUGAAUUUGGAUAUUUGUAAGAAUGAAAUUAUACGAUUUUUUUUAAUUAAAAAUUAAAACAAUAAACACUU